Messenger RNA from Sciurus carolinensis (gray squirrel), 3951 nucleotides. It is a transcript of the gene Med17, whose product is annotated as mediator complex subunit 17. NCBI's taxonomy places the organism in Eukaryota, Metazoa, Chordata, Mammalia, Rodentia, Sciuridae. Bases 144 to 2099 code for a protein of 651 amino acids. Gene Ontology annotation, molecular function: transcription coregulator activity. Gene Ontology annotation, cellular component: core mediator complex; mediator complex. Gene Ontology annotation, biological process: regulation of transcription by RNA polymerase II. The transcript is spliced from 12 exons. The record is from RefSeq and is a predicted model, not a curated record.
UGUUCCGUGAGACUUGUGGGUCGGAAACGUCGCAGGGCAUUUUGAGUACUGCGCAGUGUCGGGGCUGUUUCAGUCCCUGGAGUUCUGUUUGGCUUCGGGAGGGUUGCGGUGCUGCGGGCUUCCAGCCCACCGACGCCGCCAGCAUGUCAGGGGUGCGCGCUGUGCGGAUCAGCAUCGAGUCGGCCUGCGAGAAGCAGGUCCAGGAGGUGGGCCUGGAUGGCACCGAGACUUACCUGCAGCCGCUGUCCAUGUCGCAGAAUCUGGCGCGUCUCGCUCAGCGGAUCGACUUCAGCCAGGGUUCUGGUUCCGAGGAGGAGGAGGCGGCGGGGGCCGACGGCGAUGCUCAGGAUUGGGCGGGAGCCGGUUCCAGCGCCGACCAGGACGACGAGGAAGGGUUGGUAAAAUUUCAGCCUUCCCUUUGGCCUUGGGACUCAGUGAGGAACAAUUUGAGAAGUGCCCUGACAGAGAUGUGUGUUCUCUAUGAUGUUCUUAGUAUUGUUAAAGAUAAAAAAUUUAUGACUCUUGAUCCUGUUUCUCAGGACGCGCUUCCUCCAAAACAGAAUCCUCAGACAUUGCAACUGAUAUCCAAAAAGAAGUCACUUGCUGGAGCAGCACAAAUCCUAUUGAAGGGAGCGGAAAGACUAACUAAAUCAGUUACGGAAAAUCAAGAAAACAAGCUACAAAGAGACUUCAACUCUGAGCUCUUGAGAUUAAGGCAACACUGGAAACUUAGAAAAGUUGGAGAUAAAAUUCUUGGGGAUCUGAGUUACAGAAGUGCAGGAUCUCUUUUUCCCCAUCAUGGUACAUUUGAAGUAAUAAAGAAUACAGAUAUUGACCUGGAUAAGAAGAUACCUGAAGAUUACUGUCCCCUUGAUGUCCAAAUUCCUAGUGAUUUAGAGGGGUCCGCAUAUAUCAAGGUUUCCAUUCAAAAACAGGCUCCAGACAUAGGUGAUCUUGGCACGGUUAACCUCUUCAAAAGACCUUUGCCCAAAUCCAAACCAGGUUCACCACAUUGGCAGACAAAAUUAGAAGCAGCACAAAAUGUUCUCUUGUGUAAAGAAAUUUUUGCACAACUCUCUCGGGAAGCUGUUCAGAUCAAAUCACAGAUCCCACAUAUUGUGGUGAAAAAUCAAAUAAUCUCUCAGCCCUUUCCAAGCUUGCAGUUGUCUAUUUCGUUGUGCCAUUCCUCAAAUGAUAAGAAAUCCCAAAAAUCUGCUACUGAGAAGCAAAGUCCAGAGGACCACCUCUAUGUUUUAGAGCAUAAUUUGCAUCUUUUGAUUAGAGAGUUUCAUAAACAGACCUUGAGUUCCAUCAUGAUGCCUCACCCAGCAAGUGCACCUUUUGGCCACAAGAGAAUGAGACUUUCAGGUCCUCAAGCUUUUGAUAAAAAUGAAAUUAACUCAUUACAGUCCAGUGAAGGACUUCUGGAAAAAAUAAUUAAACAAGCAAAGCAUAUUUUUCUGAGGAGUAGAACUGCUGCAACCAUUGACAGCUUAGCAAGUCGCAUUGAUGAUCCUCAGAUACAGGCUCAUUGGUCAAAUAUCAAUGAUGUUUACGAAUCUAGUGUCAAAGUUUUAAUCACUUCACAAGGUUAUGAACAAAUAUGCAAGUCCAUUCAGCUGCAGUUGAAUAUUGGAGUUGAGCAGAUCCGAGUUGUACACCGAGAUGGAAGAGUAAUUACACUGUCUCAUCAGGAGCAGGAGCUGCAGGAUUUUCUUCUAUCUCAGAUGUCACAGCAUCAGGUUCAUGCAGUUCAACAGCUAGCCAAGGUUAUGGGCUGGCAGGUACUCAGCUUCAGUAAUCAUGUGGGACUUGGGCCCAUAGAGAGUAUUGGCAAUGCCUCUGCCAUAACAGUGGCCUCUCCAAGUGGUGACUACGCUAUUUCAGUUCGUAAUGGACCUGAAAGUGGCAGCAAGAUUAUGGUUCAGUUUCCCCGUAACCAGUGUAAAGACAUUCCAAAAAGUGAUGUUUUACAAGAUGGCAAAUGGAAUCAUCUUCGUGGGCCAUUCAAAGAAGUUCAGUGGAAUAAAAUGGAAGGUCGAAACUUUGUUUAUAAAAUGGAGCUACUUAUGUCUGCACUUAGCCCUUGUCUGCUAUGAUUUUUUUCCAGAAACCGACUUAAGAGGUUUGCAGAGCAACUAUAAGCACAAGGAAGAGAAAUCUUCCAAAGGAGUAUUGUUUUAAAAAAAAAUUAGUAAAUGUUUACCUAGAAGUUUGAAAUCUUUCACUUUAUAAGUGACAAGUACUUUGAAAUGCAGAAAUUUAUGUAGAGUUAUAGGUAUAUAAUAUGGGGAGAUGUAAAGUAAUACAUUUUUUUAAAUGCAGUUAAUUUGAAAAUGUUACUAAUUGAGGGGUUUGAAUUUGCCGUUUAAAAUAUCCAGUCUUUGAUGUUAGCAUCAAAUAAAGUAUGUAGUUAAAAAUCUCCAAUUUUUGCUAAGCUCUUAACAACCCAAAUGAAUUUUAUCUUUAAUCAACUUCUCAUUCCUUUGUUUCUUAAAAAUAUCACAUAAGAACAUUGAAAUACUCUAUCACCUAGCUUUCUUAUAGAACUUUGCUUGCACUGAUCAAGCGAGGCCCUGUCCAUGAAGUGUACAAUCACAUGACAGCAGAAGAGGCAGGUCCUUCCCUUUAAUUCUAGGCUCAUAGGGUGUGCUCCUGUAUUAGUAAGUGAAGGAUCUCUUCUCCAUUUGUCUUCUUUUGCAUGCCUUCGUCCAAGCAGGUAGUUUUAGAAAUUGUUCGGAAGGGGCAGCCGAAAGCAUGGAAAGCUGCAGAAUUGGGGCUGGAUGUAGUUCAGUGGCACAGUGCUUGCCUGGUAUGCAUGAAGCCCUGGGUUCAAUCCCAAACACAGAAAAAAAGGUAAACUGUACCUUUAGGCCUUCUUCCUGUCUUUUUUGUCUGUUCUUCCACUUGAGAGACUUCAUGAGCACUAAGCACAUGCUUAUGCCCAGCUCCCUGUUGUGCUUCUCCAGCCUCCCUACAGUGGCCCUUGGAUUACUUCUUCUAAUUAUAGUCUUUUCCAUUGGCUGUCUGCUUUAUCAAGGAAAAAAAAAGUAAUGGAUUAAUGGGUUGAUUUUUCCAAGUAACAUGUUGGUACUUCAUGGAAAUAGUAACCCAGUCCUAAAGUAUGCCUAAAGAAUUCCCAUUAGUAAGAAAUUUAGGCUUCUGUGCUUUUCAAUUUUCACUGAAAAUAACAUCAUGUAGUAAGGUCUUCUUAGAAGUGAAGCUUUCAAUUUUUAAAAUGUUUUGCUUUAAUAAUUUAUAAGAUUGGCAGUAAUAAAAUCCUUUGUAUUUCUCCACCUUCUUUUUGUGGUACUGGAGAUGAACCCAGGGAUGUCCUACCAUGGAGCUACAUUUCCAGCCCUUUUAAUACAUUUUAUUUUUUAUUUGAAACAGGGUCUCACUAAAUUGUCCAAAUUGGCCUCUAACUUGCAAUCCUCCUGUCAGCCUCCGGGACUGCUGGUAUUAAAGGCCUACACCACCACCUUCUCUACUUCUUUUUCUUUAAAAGAAAAGUGAAGCGGGGUGCCAUGGUACAUACCUGUAAUCUUGGCAACUCGGGAGACUUCUGAAGCAGGAGGAUCAUAAGUUCAAGACCAACUUGGGCAAUUUAGGGUGACCCUGUCUGAAAAAUGAAAAGGGCUGGGGAUGUAGCUCACUGGUAGAGUGCCCCUGGGUUCAAAGCCCAGUACGAGGGGUGGUGGGUAAUGAAGAUUGUAGGCCAUUAUAUAAUACCUUUUGCUUUUGUUUGCUUUUUUCCUCUUCUCAUGAAGGUAUUGCAUCUUGACCUAGUGAUGUAGUUCAGUGAUUGAGCAUUUGCUUACAUGCUUAAGACCCUGGGUUUGAUUUCCCAUGAAAAUGUAAAGAAUUGGUAUUAUCAGUUAGUUAUUUCAAAAUAUUUUUGGGCCAGGCACAUGCCUAUAAUCCUAGUGGUUCAGGAGACUGAGGCAGGAG